AGACACCCAGGAAGCCAUCUCAUUAAGUCGAGACAGAACGAUGGCAGCUGCUUGAAGAAGAAGGUAAUAAGUUAGGGUUUAUAGAAGAAUCUAAGAAGACGGCGUCUUCCUAGUCGGAUUUACUCCAAUAUCUCCGCGGACACUCAGCAGUGGACUGUAAUCAACCAGAAGCAGCAGCACCCUCUGGACUGAAUCUGCACAAUGGAGACAGCGCUAGCAAAAAUGCCAGAGCAAAGGCAAGUCUUUUUUCUUACUAUCUUGUUGCUGUUGUGGAAGUCUGGCUCUGGGGCAACUAGAUAUUCCAUGCCAGAAGAAAAGGAGAGUGGCUAUUUGGUGGCAAACGUGGCAAAAGAUCUGGGGCUCAGGGUUGGAGAACUGGCCACUAGAGGAGCUCAAAUCCAUUACAAAGGAAACAAAGAGCUCUUGCAGAUGGAUGCAGAGACUGGGAAUUUGUUCUUAAAGGAAAAACUAGACCGGGAGGCACUGUGUGGGGCGACAGAACCCUGUGUGCUGCACUUCCAGGUCAUACUGGAAAACCCUGUGCAGUUCUUCCAAACUGAACUGCAGCUCACUGAUAUAAACGACCACUCUCCAGAGUUCCCUGACAGGGAAAUGCUUCUAAAAAUCCCUGAGAACGCCCAGCCAGGAACUGUGUUUCCUCUGAAGGCAGCCCAGGACUCUGACAUAGGGAGCAAUGCCGUUCAGAACUACACAGUCAGUCCCAACAUCCAUUUCCACGUCAUUACUCACAGUCGCUCAGAUGGCAGGAAAUACCCAGAGCUGGUGCUGGACAGAGCCCUGGACAGGGAGGAGCAGCCUGAGCUCACUUUAAUCCUCACCGCUCUGGAUGGGGGUGCUCCGCCUCGGUCAGGAACCACUAUAGUUCACAUUGAAGUCGUGGACAUCAAUGAUAACGCCCCCCAGUUUAUACAGUCACUCUAUGAGGUGCAGAUUCUCGAAAAUAGCCCCAUUGAUACCUUAGUUGUUACAGUCUCUGCCAGGGAUUUAGAUUCUGGGAUAUAUGGCAAUGUAGCCUAUUCUCUGUUUCAGGGUGAUGGAUUAUCUCAACCAUUUGUAAUAGAUGAAGUCACAGGAGAAAUCCGUCUUAGCAAAGAGCUGGAUUUCGAGGGAAUUAGCCAUUAUAACAUAGAAAUCGCAGCCACUGAUGGGGGAGACCUUUUAGGAAAAUGCACUGUGGUUAUACAGGUGUUGGAUGUGAAUGACAACGCUCCAGAGUUGAUGAUCAGGAAGCUCACAGUCCCUGUCCCGGAAAAUUCCGCCGAGACUGUAGUUGCUGUUUUUAGUGUUUCUGAUUCUGAUUCGGGGGACAACGGAAGGAUAGUGUGUUCUAUCCAGAACAAUAUUCCAUUUCUCCUGAAACCCACGUUUGAGAAUUACUACACCUUAGUGACCGAGGGGCCACUUGAUAGAGAGAGCAGAGCUGAGUACAAUAUCACCAUCACUGUCUGGGAUUUGGGCACACCCAGGCUCACAACCCAGCACACCAUAACAGUGCAGGUGUCUGACAUCAACGACAACGCCCCUGCCUUCACACAAACCUCCUAUACCCUGUUUGUGCAAGAGAACAACAGUCCCGCCCUGCAGAUAGGCACCAUCAGCGCCACAGACUCAGACUCAGGCUCCAAUGCCCACAUCACCUACUCGCUGCUGCUGCCCCAAGACCCACAGCUGGCCCUUGCCUCGCUAAUCUCCAUUAACCCCGACAACGGGCAGCUGUUCGUACUCAGGGCACUGGACUAUGAAUCCCUGCAGGCCUUCGAGUUCCGCGUAGGCGCCACAGACCAAGGCUCUCCUGCACUCAGCAGCCAGACUCUGGUGCGCGUGGUGGUGCUGGAUGACAAUGACAAUGCGCCCUUCGUGCUCUACCCGAUGCAGAACGCCUCUGCGCCUUGCACAGAGCUGCUGCCCAGGGAGGCGGAGUCUGGCUACCUGGUCACCAAGGUGGUGGCUGUGGAUCGCGACUCUGGCCAGAAUGCUUGGCUGUCGUUCCAGUUGCUCAAGGCCACGGAGCCCGGGCUGUUCAGCGUGUGGGCGCACAAUGGCGAGGUGCGCACCACCAGGCUGCUGAGCGAGCGCGAUGUGCCCAAGCACAGGCUGCUGCUGCUGGUCAAGGACAAUGGCGAGCCUCAGCUCUCUGCCAGUGUCACACUUCAAGUGCUACUGGUGAAUAGUUUUUCUCAGCCCUACCUUUCUCUGCCUGAGGUGGCACAGGACCCCAUUCAGGAGGAUGGAGAGAUGCUCACUCUGUACCUGGUCAUUGCCUUGGCUUCCGUGUCUUCGCUCUUCCUCUUGUCUGUCCUUAUGUUUGUGGGAAUGAGGUUGUGCAGGAGGGCCAGGGAGGCUUCUCUGGGUGUCUGCUCUGUGCCUGAGGGCCACUUCCCUGGCCACCUGAUGGAUGUUAGCGGAACUGGGACUCUGUCCCACAGCUAUCAGUAUGAUGUGUGUCUAUCAGGAGACUCUAGGACUGGUGAGUUUAAAUUCCUCAAACCCAUGAUUCCCAAUGUAAUGGUCCAGGAGGCUGGGAGAGAAGUGAAGGAAAAUCCCCCCUGCAGGGAUAGCUUUGUAUUCAGUUAACUGUUGUAUUUGUUUCGGUGAAUUUGUUUUUGGCAAAUCUAUUGCAAUAAGGAUCUUCUAGGAAAGUGAAUCAUUUUCUGAGUACUGACACUGUAAUCAAAGUUUCUAGGGCUAAGGUGUUUGCAUCUUUUUCACUUCAUGUUUUGCUAUUGAUAUCAAAUGUAAGAACUCUUAUAUGCUAACUAUACAUUCUAUUAGUGAGCUUCACUCCCAGCUGAAAUCCCUUUUACUCUGAGUAUCUAUGACCAUAUUUGUCUUCUGAACUAUAAGCCAUCACUGAAUUAAGAUAUUUGAGUUGUGAACUUUUUAUUCUUAUAAGAACCAUAUAUGCUAUAGGUUAUCUGCAUUAUUUUGCUCACCACAUAUCUAUCCCAUUGGUCUAUGAAUUAUAUUAAAAUUUAAAAUCUCAUUUGUAAACAUUAAAGAGGAAACAUAUAAUUUUUCAUCUCUGUCACUAAAUAAAGGUGUUAAGACUCUAAGAGUAUAAUCAGUGGUAGAUCAUGCAUGUCUGCCAGGCAUUUCCAAGUAACAAAAAGAUACAAGCAAUCCAACAUAGUCAAAUUCUAUUAAAUAAUUGCUUGACACAAUCUUGUUUUAAAAACUAAUCUGAAUAACAUAAUUAAGUUCCUCCAAAGAAUCAAGACUUAAUUGUCUCAUUUUAUUGAACAAUCAUUUUUUGUUUAUCCUUGUAUUUCAGAAAUAAAAGUGUAAAUGUAGCUUUUGUGGGUCUUGUGUUAAUCUCAGUUGUCAACUUGAGAUCUAGAACUUCUGGGCACACCUACGAUGCAUCAUCUUGCUUAGUUAACUGAGGCGGGAAGUUCAGCCAUGGAAGACCAUUGUGGGUAGCAUAGGAUCCCUGUGCUGGGAUCCUGGACUGUAUGAAGUGUUACUAUGAGCACAAGUGUUCAUUGCUUUCUUCUUCUUGCUUGAGAUGCAGUGUUACCAGUUGCUUCAAGCUCCUGUACUGCACCUUACCUACCAUGAUGUAAUUUUGAACUGAGAGCCAAAACAGACCUUUCC
Molecule: messenger RNA, 3615 nt
Organism: Mus musculus (house mouse)
Lineage: Eukaryota; Metazoa; Chordata; Mammalia; Rodentia; Muridae
Gene: Pcdhb11
Product: protocadherin beta 11
Exons: 1
Coding region: 202-2595 (797 amino acids)
Biological process (GO): homophilic cell-cell adhesion; cell adhesion
Cellular component (GO): plasma membrane; membrane
Molecular function (GO): calcium ion binding
Source: RefSeq, marked validated